AUGGUGACAACUUUCAAUGACGAGAUACACCUCACUUCACAAAAUGAAGACCACCAUCCAUAUAUCAAACCAACAAAGAGGCCUGAGGACCUCAAGAAACAGAAGCUGGUUUUGAGAUCCCAAUCCACCAUGUUUGCACUUGCAGUCUUCCUGCUCCUGCUCACUGAAACCACAGCCCACAAACCUCAUGAUACAUCGGGGCAUGGAAGGGGCUGCAUCGCCAGGGAGAGGGAAGCCCUGUUGUCCAUUAAAGCAGGCAUGGUAGACGAUGAUAGCCUGAGCCUCUUCUCAUCAUGGCACGGGCAGGACUGCUGCCGGUGGAUGGGCGUCAGGUGCAGCAACAGAACUGGCCAUGUCGUCAAGCUCGACCUUCACGAAGGAUUCCUCGUAGGCGAGAUAAGUUCUUCAUUGAAAGAUCUAGAGCAUCUGCAACACUUAGACCUCAGUGUAAACUAUCUUACGGGGCCGCGAGGCCGCCUUCCAGAUUUCUUAGGGUCUCUUCAUGAUUUACGGUACCUCAACCUCUCUGGCCUGAACUUUUCUGGUCCAGUGCCCCAUCAGCUUGGUAAUCUCUCGAAGUUGCGAUAUCUUGAUCUGGCAUCUGGUUAUGAUCAAUUGUACUCCAAAGAUAUUUCAUGGCUACGACAACUCUCUUCGCUCAAGUAUCUUGACAUGACUUCUGUGAACCUCAGCACAGUAACUGGUUGGGUUGAUACACUGAACAUGCUGUCCUUUCUUGAGGUCCUCAGGCUAACUGGUUGUUGGCUCCCUCCGAACAAUAGCACAGUCCACUCUGCUCCCCACACAAAUCUCACUAGGCUCAAGACCUUAGACCUCUCUUUCAAUUCAUUUGAAACAUUUCAUAGUGUUGCCUUCGUUUGGGGUGCAACCAGCCUGAAACAUCUGAAUCUUGAAGAGAACAUGAUCGAUGAAGUGCUGCCCGCAGAACUGGGAAACUUGAGCGCACUUGAAAUCCUUCAGCUGAGUGGGAGCUUCGUAAAGGGAAUGUUACCAGAUACUCUGAUCAAUCUUUGCAAUCUGAAAAUAAUUGACCUGACAUGGAAUGAAAUUGAAGGGGAUGUGACAGGGUUCAUCGAGAGGUUGCCAAAAUGUUCAUUGAGUAAGUUGCAGGUGCUGCUUCUGGAUCAUAAUAACAUAACUGGCUCCCUGCCAGAUUCAGUCAGCCGCAUGACUAGCUUGAUCACCCUUAAUCUGGCUUUCAAUGGGCUUACAGGAAAUCUGACCACUGGGAUAGGCAAUCUUUCUAACUUGACUUACCUUGACCUCCGCUACAAUCAGAUGGGUGGGCUGAUCACUGAAGAACACUUCUCCAAGCUUCCACAUUUGCAAGAACUGCACUUAUCUGCAAAUUCAUUUACCAUGGAGUGGAACUCUGAAUGGGUCCCUCCAUUCGGCUUGCAGAUAUUAGGAUUGAAAUCAUGUUGUGUUGGGCCAGGAUUCCCUCAAUGGCUCAAAUGGCAGGAGAAUAUCUCCGAACUUUAUAUGUCCAAUGCCAGCAUAGCUGAUACCAUGCCUGAUUGGUUUUGGGUUGUUUUUUCAAAGGCUGCAAUUUUGGACCUCUCAAAUAAUAACAUUAGCGGCAGCCUACCAGCUACUCUUGGACAAAUGGAAGCUUCUUUACUGGAUCUCAGCUCAAAUCAAUUCAUUGGCUCAGUAAAACAAAUACCUCCGAAUAUAACCACUUUGGAUCUCUCUAGAAACUCUCUGUCAGGGCCACUACCAUUAAAUAUCAGAUCACCAUUGUCCGUAGAUGCUCUGGUUCUUUCUGACAAUUACUUCACAGGCACGAUCCCAACAUCAAUAUGCCAAAUGAAGUCCUUGAAAUUGUUUGACAUUGGAAACAACAUGAUAACAGGUCAGCUCCCUCAAUGUUCAGAAUAUAUGGCAUCAAGAUCAAGCAUGGUCUCGCCUGAUACAGCGUCUCCAAUUACCGAUUCUAACUCUAAUACAUCAACUGAGCCUAUGUCAAUUGAAACUCUGAGGCUCAACAACAACAACCUCUCUGACGAAUUCCCUUUGUUAUUACAGAAUUGCCCAGAACUAACGUUCAUUGAUCUUGGGCAAAAUAAGUUUUUUGGAAGCAUACCAGCAUGGAUUGGUGAGAAAUUAGCCCAUCUGGGUAUUUUGCGUCUCAGGUCCAACAUGUUUUCUGGCUAUAUACCUAGCCAGCUUAGAAGACUUGUUCGUCUCCAAUAUUUGGACCUUGCACACAACAACCUCUCAGGAAAUAUACCUGAGUCUCUGCUUAACAUGGAUGGUGUUAAUGAUAUCGCAGAAAUAGAAUUUGUGUACAAUCCAUCCGUGCCUUACGGUAACUCCGACGAAGUAGCUGACAGUCUAGGGCCUGAUCCAUACGCGAGCAUAUCUGCAGUCACAAAAGGACAACAGCGUGAAUAUACUGGUCACUUCAUAUACAUGGUGAAUCUAGAUUUGUCCUGCAACCAUUUAACUGGAGGCAUCCCCAAAAGAAUAGGUCCUACCACAGGGUUAGUGAACAUGAAUUUGUCUAGGAACCAUUUGACUGGAAAAAUCCCAGAGAACAUUGGUUCUAUGCACUCAUUGGAAUCACUUGACCUCUCAGAUAACAAGAUUUCUGGUGAAAUCCCUUCAAGCCUAUCUGAUCUAACAUCACUAAGUUACCUAAACUUGUCAUACAACAACUUAUCAGGAAGAAUACCCUCGGGCCACCAGCUGGAUGCUCUCAACCCUACCAAUCCAGCAUCUAUGUACACUGGCAACAUUGGUCUCUGCGGUCCUCCUCUUCGGAAGAGCUGCUCUGGAAGUACGGUACAAAGCCACUUCUCAAUAAGCAAGGAAGGAUCAGAGAUAAUGACACUCUAUUAUGGACUAAGCGUGGGUUUCGUGGUUGGCCUCUGGGUGGUGUUCUGCUCCCUUUUGUUCAAGAAAACAUGGAGGACUUCCUAUUUCCUAUUAUUUGAUGAGCAAUGUGAUGCGCUAUACGUGCUUGCGGUCGUAAAUUGGGCAAGAAUGACGACGAAGGCAACCCCAACAAACUAA
This is a messenger RNA of Aegilops tauschii subsp. strangulata, 3039 nucleotides long. Its product is annotated as receptor-like protein EIX1. Lineage: Eukaryota; Viridiplantae; Streptophyta; Magnoliopsida; Poales; Poaceae. Gene Ontology annotation, molecular function: protein binding. The record is from RefSeq and is a predicted model, not a curated record.